This is a messenger RNA of Cuscuta campestris, 2502 nucleotides long. The record is from the annotation of a GenBank genome assembly. Lineage: Eukaryota; Viridiplantae; Streptophyta; Magnoliopsida; Solanales; Convolvulaceae.
AUUACUACCUCCGUCCCAGAGUAUUUGUCCACUUUCAUUUUUACACACCAUCCAAUACACUUCUUUAAUCCAUUUUAUCUUGUAAUUUGUAUAUUAAAAAAUUAUAGAAAUUAUAUAUUAAUAAUCUAUAUGUUAAGACAAAUCAAACAAGAUCACACAUGACUAUAUUUAGGCUUACACAUUGAGAAAAUUUGAUGAGUCAAAGUGUUUAGAUGAACCAUUCCAAAAGUUAAAACUGGAUGAAUGUAGCGGAACGGAGGGAGGGAGUAUUUGGUUGGUGCUUAAAACUUACUACCGGGAAAAAGGAUGAACCACCCAAGUUAAUUUCAGGUAGAGUUUCGGGAAGAGUUGACCAUGCGUUUCAGAUUCUUCGCUGUGCUAAAUCUUCUUCUUCUUAUUCUCCUAAGCUCAACAGCAGCGGCGGUUGAUUUCGUCUACAAUGGAUUCCCCUCCUCGAAUCUAAGCCUCAGCGGAAUCGCCGACCUGACCUCCAACGGCCUCUUGCGUCUGACCAACGGGACAGCGCUGCAAAAAGGGCAGGCUUUCUACCCUCGCCCGGUGACCUUCCACAACUACAACUCCUCCUCCGCCUUGAUCUCCUUCUCCACUUCCUUCGUCUUCGCCAUCGUUCCUCAGUUUCCUGCUCUCAGCAUUCACGGAAUCGCCUUCUUAAUCGCCCCCACCCCUGGCCUCCCCUGGGGUAUGCCCACCCAGUAUCUCGGUCUCUUCAACCAGACAAACAAUGGCAACUCCACCAACCACGUCGUUGCAGUUGAGCUCGACACGGCCCAGAACAAAGAGUUCGGCGACAUCGAUGACAACCAUGUUGGGAUUGAUAUCAACGGGUUGAGAUCUGAAGUUGCUGCUUCCGCGGGGUAUUAUGAUGAGGACGGGCAUUUGAGGAACCUGACCCUUACCAGCGGGCAGCCGAUGCAAGUUUGGGUCGAAUACGAUGGUUCAGAGAGAAAGAUGGAGGUCACUCUAGCUCCCAUUAAUCGCCCCAAACCCAGGACUCCUCUUUUGUCCUUAGUUCGUGAUCUUUCUUCCAUUAUUAAUGACUAUGAUGAAAUGUAUCUUGGGUUCUCCUCGUCCACCGGUGCAAUUCCAACAUCUCAUUAUAUUCUGGGCUGGAGUUUCAAGACGAAUGGUCGGGCCGAAGACCUCUCCAUUUCUAGACUCCCUAGACUUCCUCGGGUCCGUUCCCGAAAAAAAUCCCCACUUUUGACCAUUGGGUUGCCUUUGAUUGCAGCCGGUCUUGUUCUGAUUGCAAUCUCAGGUGUUGUAGCUUACUACAUAACAAGGAAGAGAAAGUUUGCUGAUGAAGUUGUUGAAGAUUGGGAGCUUGUAUACGGGCCUCACAGAUUCAAGUAUAAAGAUCUGUACAUUGCCACAAAAGGGUUCAGCCAAGAGGAGUUACUUGGGUCGGGUGGGUUUGGAAAGGUUUACCACGGGGUUCUACGGGCCUGCAAAACCGAGAUUGCUGUGAAAAGAGUCUCCCAUGAGUCCAGGCAAGGAAUGAAGGAGUUUGUGGCCGAGAUUGUAAGCAUUGGUCGUCUCCGACACCGGAACUUGGUUCGGCUCUUGGGAUAUUGCCGGCGCCGGGGUGAGCUCCUUUUGGUAUACGACUACAUGCCCAAUGGGAGUCUAGACAAGCACUUGCAUGGCGACAAGCCGAAUGCAACCCUUGAUUGGAGAAAAAGAUUCAAAGUCAUCAACGGGGUUACCGCGGCAUUGUUUUAUUUACACGAAGAAUGGGAAUGCGUUGUGAUCCACCGAGACGUUAAGGGGAGCAACGUCCUGUUAGACGAUGAGUUUAAUGCAAGACUGGGAGAUUUCGGGCUCGCAAGGCUUUAUGACCACGGCACCGACCCACAAACCACCCACAUUGUUGGGACUCUAGGGUAUCUUGCCCCGGAGCACGCGGUUACCGGAAAAGCCACACCUGCAACGGAUGUGUUUGCCUUUGGUGCAUUUUUGCUUGAGGUUGCCACGGGAAGGAGGCCAAUCUCUCCACCAACAGGAGAAGAUGCAAUGGUUUUGGCUGAUUGGGUUCAUUCUUGUUGGUGUAGAGGCGAUAUUCUUGAGGCUAAGGAUCCAUUGAUGGGGUCAGAUUAUGUGACAGAGGAAGUGGAAUUGGUGUUAAAACUCGGCCUCCUCUGUUCCCAAUCUGAGCCUCGAGCAAGGCCAACCAUGCGCCAAUGUGUUCAGUUCUUGGGAGGAGAUUUUCCCUUUCUUGGCGUGCCUUCUCCUGCUGGUCUAGCAUUUGACCAUCCCCAUGGCUCUCAUGGUUUUGGCCCCUCAUAUUCAUCUUCUUCUGUUGAAGAGUCUCUCCUCUCUGGAGGUCGUUAGAUAGACUCUAACUAUUUUUAUGCAAUGUAGAUGAUCUAAAUAUGUAGUAUUAAGGUAUUGCUAUUUGGAUAGUAUAUGAUGAAUAAAUAAAUGUUUUGCUCUUUGUGCCAUAUAAAAAAAUUUAUAAACGAAAAAGAAAGGAAGUACUCCAGU